UUUCUACCAAGUUCCAUGCUCCUCCCGUGGUCCCCUUACCGGGGUGGUUCUGUAGGCCCCAUCGCGAGUGCCUUGUGGCAACUGUCCUGCCGUGGAGGCGACUCCGAGGGGGCAGUUUCAGGGUUAACCACCAUACACGUGUCGCGCGGGAGGGGAGGAGGCCCGCAGGCAUUGUGGGUGCAUAGUUCAGCUAGAGCGUCGUCGGCUUACGGGCCGAGGAGUAAACUACAAUUCCGGAGGUGCUAUGCACCCAGUGGUUCCAUGCGCGCGCAGCCCCCUGGGAAGAGUAGUUUCGGCCGCGGGGAUGAAGGUCUUAGCCGGAUGGCCCGGAACUCGCCUUCCCGGCGACCCAUUUGGCAGGGCGGGGCGCCUCGCGAAGAUGGUGGCGCGCGUGGCGUGUGGCUCCUGUCUUCUGCCCAGAUCUCAGCGCCGCGCACCGGCUGGCGUCUCGCUAGUCCGGAGCCCCCGCCCACCCGGUCCCUGACCCCGCGCCCCCCGUGCGCGGUUUCCGGCAUGCCCCGCGCCCGCAAGGAUAACGCACCCCGCAAGGGUGGCCAGCGCCGCGGAGGGGGUGCCCGGAGCAGUACCCAAGCUGACUCAGGUUCCAGUGAGGAUGAGGUAGCCAGUGAGGCAUGCAGCACUGCCAGCGAAUGCCCCAGCCUUCUCAGCAUCACAGCAGAGGACAACCUUGGGGGUGACAUCGUGGAUGAGCAGGCUCAGCAGGAAGACCUCGAAGAGAAGCUGAAGGAGUAUGUAGACUGCCUCACAGCCAAGAGUGCCAAGACCCGGCAAGGUGCCCUUGAGAGUUUGCGCCUGGUCCUGGCAUCCCGCCUACUCCCUGACUUCUUGCUGGAGCGCUGCCUUACACUGGCCGAUGCCCUGGAAAAGUGCCUCAAGAAAGGGAAGGGUGAGGAGCAGGCCCUGGCUGCUGCGGUGCUAGGCCUCCUCUGCAUACAACUGAGCCCUGGACCCAAGGGCAAGGAGCUGUUCCAUAGCCUGCAGCCGGUGCUGAUCUCUGUCCUCAGCGACGGCACAGCCAGCCCUGCUGCCCGGCUCCAUUGUGCGUCUGCUCUUGGCUUGGGCUGCUAUGUGGCUGCCGCCGACAUCCAGGACCUGGUCUCUUGCCUCACCUGCUUGGAAGGUGUUUUCAGCCGGGUCUGCGGCAUGGGUGGCUCUACAGCGCCUGUGGCCUCUGCCAGCCUUCAUGGCCUGCUUUGUGCUGCCUUGCAGGCCUGGGCAUUGCUGCUUACCAUUUGCCCCAGCACUCAUGUCAGCCGUGUACUCGACAGGCACUUGCCCCAGCUGCCCCAGCUUUUGUCCAGUGAAAGUGUGAACCUACGGAUCGCUGCCGGCGAGACCAUCGCCCUGCUCUUUGAGCUUGCCCGGGACCUUGAGGAGGACUUCAUUUACGAGGACAUGGAGGCCCUCUGUAGCACUUUGCGCACUCUGGCCACUGACAGCAACAAGUACCGUGCCAAGGCCGACCGCCGACGCCAGCGCUCUACUUUCCGCGCAGUGCUGCACUUCGUUGAGGGCGGCGAGUGCGAGGAAGAGACAGUGCGCUUUGGGUUUGAGGUGCUCUAUGUGGACAGCUGGGCCCGGCGUCGGAUCUACGCUGCCUUCAAGGAUGUGCUGGGUUCGGGCAUGCACCACCACCUUCAGAACAAUGAACUGCUCCGUGACAUCUUCAGCCUGGGCCCUGUGCUGGUGCUGGACACCACUGCCCUGAAAGCCUGCAAGAUUCCACGCUUUGAGAAGCACCUGUACAAUGCUGCUGCCUUCAAAGCCCGAACCAAGGCACGAAACCGUGUGCGGGACAAGCGGGCAGACAUCCCUUGAAGCACUUCCGGCCAGAAAGGGGGCUGUGCACGCCCUUGCCCGUAUUUUUAACAGAAGACACUGCGACGACUGGUCUCUGCCAGUAAUUGUCGCUUUAUUUUUUUAAUGACAAAACCAAAAACAAAUAUGGGAGUGGAGGGCUGGGGGUUAGGUCACUUGAGACCCUGGCCCUUUGCCCCUGCACGUCACCCUGUGGCCUCUUCCUGCCCUGUCUCAGACCGAGCCAGAUGUGUGUCUGCCCCUGGGCUCUCAGGCAGGCAGGGGCAUGUGAUGGGAUGAGGGGACUGUCCCUUUCUCUCUCUUCCAGGCCUUGCUCCCCUAGGGUGACCCACUUCUUUUGGGGAGGGGGAUAGUAGAGCAUCUGGGUAACAGAUGGGGAGGUAAGGCUACCUAGAAUGGAUUUAUGUGCUGAUUGAUUAUAAGAUUAUUAGAGAUAAUUAAACAUAAUAUGCAGCCUUA
Choloepus didactylus (southern two-toed sloth) is the source of this 2298-nucleotide messenger RNA. It is a transcript of the gene IFRD2, whose product is annotated as interferon related developmental regulator 2. The record is from RefSeq and is a predicted model, not a curated record. Lineage: Eukaryota; Metazoa; Chordata; Mammalia; Pilosa; Megalonychidae.